AUGCUACGCCUGACUACACUGUGCUACGUGCGCAGAGAGGGCGAGAUACUCCUGGCGAUGAAAAAGCGUGGCUUUGGUAAGGGUAAGUGGAAUGGUGGCAAAGUGGAGGGUGGAGAGAGCAUCAGGGAGGCAGCAGUGCGUGAGUGCUUGGAGGAAUCUGGCCUAGAGCUGCAGCCCAGUGACCUACAGUGGAAGGGUGUGGUUGAGUUCAUCUACCAUGGCAAUCCUGCUUGGAACAACAGGUGUCAUAUCUAUGUGACAGAGCAAUACAAGAAUGAUAUCCAGGAAACUGAAGGUACAAGCACACACAUAUAA
Messenger RNA from Acanthamoeba castellanii str. Neff, 315 nucleotides. Its product is annotated as NUDIX hydrolase. The transcript has 3 exons. Gene Ontology annotation, molecular function: 8-oxo-7,8-dihydroguanosine triphosphate pyrophosphatase activity. Bases 1 to 315 code for a protein of 104 amino acids. Gene Ontology annotation, biological process: DNA protection. The record is from RefSeq and is a predicted model, not a curated record. Lineage: Eukaryota; Discosea; Longamoebia; Acanthamoebidae.